GUGUGCGCCUCUUGCUGAGUACGGACGUGUCGCGAAUGCUCUGACGACGUGAGUGUUUCCCCAACGAGACGACCGACCAUUCCAAGUCAACCCGACAACGAAGAAAGAAAAAGUGUUUGAAAAAUAUUCUGUGUUGUAAACUUGUUGCUAAUACAAAAUUGCUAACUAAUCGGUCCGUUUGUUAUUAAACACAAUUCGAUACGUCAAUAAUCAAUCCGAGUGAAUAGAAAAAUAUUGAAAAAAAUUCCUAAUAGCUUUGCUAUGAUGGCAAACAAAUGAAAGAUGCCCACAGAAAAAAUGUAUAAUUAAUGCGAUAAUACAAAAAAGUUGUUUUUUUUUUGAUACCAUAAAAAGCAGCAGAUGAAAUAGAGAAUGAGAGAUGACUUUUUAUAGUAUCCAACAACGAGUCCAAAGGAGAGCAAAGAGAAACAGGCAUGUGAAUUUCAUUCAUUCGUAUAACCACUAAACGUUACAAACGUAAUAUCUCUCAGUGAAACGCGUACUAUUUUGGAAUACCAACAGACAUACAUAGUUACAUACACAUUCGAAUGCAUGGAGGCCUUUAUGAGAACAACAAAUCGAUUAGCACCUCGAUGAUUACCUAUGGAUGAAGAGUUUUGCUCCACCAUCGUCAACUGAAGCGAUAAUUCCGAUACACCUCCAAUCGUUAUUUGCAGCAACAGCAACACGAAAGUGAAAAAUAAAAUAAACCGUUGAAAGGAGUCAACGACAAUGGUGCUCUUCAGUGGUCAUCGUUCUCACAGAAUUUGCUUUUGUUGUUGGCUGAUGAUAUUGCUGACGCUCAAUGGAUAUGCGGGAUUGGUAUCAGCAGCGACGUCUGUAGAUCCUCCUGGAAAAGUGGAACCGAAAACGCUGUCCCUGCUAAUUGGAUCAAAUGGGACGAUAACAUGUCGUCUGUCCGAACCCAAAAGUUCCGAAAUAUGGUUUUACAAGGAGAAUUCUGAACGUGGAAUUUAUCAACCUUCUGACGAAAUACAGAUAAUAGAUCAAUAUACGGCUGCAUUAAUAAUACAGAAUGCUACAGAACAAAAAAGUUGGUAUCAGUGCAUGGUGGACAAGCAGGGCAUUGGAUUAUCCCAACUUCAUGUUGGAAAAUCGCCACAAAAUGUUACAGAUUUUUCCUGCAUAGUCUAUGAUUACGAAUAUAUGCAAUGCAGUUUUACGAGACCAGAGAACAUGCUCAUGACCGAGUAUGAACUGGAGUACAGAUUUGCUAAUGAUAACUCCAAACACAAAUGCAAACUUUCCGAAGACCCGGAACAGUUUCAAAAAUUGCACUGCAACAUCACAAAUUACCUACCAAUUAGAGACAAAUACCUUUUCACUUUGAUUGGCAAUAAUGCUGGCGGCAGAAAGGCCCAAAAAUUUGUUAUCAAUAAUCACAAAAUAGUAAUACCAUCACCACUAGAACUGCGUGUACAGAACAUCACGAGUAACAGUGCUACGCUUACAUGGGAAAAAAUCAAAUUCAGCUACUAUCGCAAGGGUUUAUUAUAUGAAAUUAGAAUUCCCGAAGCCAACUGGAUACGAACUGGCACAAUGGUACACCCCGAAGACUCCGUUAUCGUUAAUAAUUUGUAUUCGUACUGGACAUACCACGUAGAGAUUCGUGUGAAAUCUAAGAUUGUCGAUGCACAGAAUGACCGGUUCUGGAGUAAAACAUCCACGCGAACUUUUAGCACCAAAACAAAACGGCCCGACAAGGCUCCCGAUACACCAUGCGGAAGUUUUUACAUCGACAGCACUGAGACACAGCUGCGCCUCUACUGGGGUCAUCUGCCCGAGUUCGAACAUUGCGGCCCUGGCUUUCAUUAUCUAGUCAAUGAAAUCGAUUCAGAUGGUCUUGUAAUACAAAGUACAGUUGUUAAUGACACCACCUUGUCUUUGCCCUGGAAAAAUGUAAGCAUGCAGCGUUUCAGCAUCAGGUCGGCCAACGAUAUUGGUCCGAGUGUUGAGGACAACGUCAUCAAUGUCUAUCGCAGCGGCAGCCCUCAGUAUGAGCUAAACGAGAACAAUAUUGCCAAAGUUUAUCACAACAGCAGCUAUACACUAUCCUGGUCUCCGCCGGCAAAUCUCAACGAAUUGGUCAACUACACAGUAUUUUGGUGUUUGCCGAAAAUUGAAUUACCAAAUCAAUGCAAGGGUCCCAUCUCCUACAAGUAUUUGGACAAGUACACAACCAACUUUACCACGGAGCCCAAAGAUCGCAGUUUAAAUUUGGCCAUAUCUGCCAAUUAUCCACACUACAAUAAAGGCAUGCAGUGGGCUCGCUGUUCAGCCGAAGUAUCCAGUGAACUUAUGAAAGUCGAACUGGAAGUUACAGCUAUUAACGAUAGUUCCGUGUUGGUGAAAUGGAACUCGGGCAGCGUGUGUUCUUCAAUCCUGAAAGGUUACAAUUUGACAUAUUGUCAAGUUUCGGAUGAGAGAAAAUGUAUCAGCCCCCAACACACAAUUCAACUUUUCCGUGAAUACCGCAACUAUACCAUACAAAGGCUGUCCCCAUAUACCACAGUCUGCAUCACAAUGUUCAUGUUCUCGCCGAGCAAUCAGGGACCUGUCAGCGAAUACACAUGCGUGCGCACCAAAGCAAGCGCUCCAUCGCCACCAAAGAACGUUUUAGUAAAUCGGACAACAGUGACAAGUAAAUCGGCAAAAAUUGAAUGGAGUCCACCAGAUGUUCUCAAUGGCAUAUUGACUGGUUAUAAAGUAUAUUGGCGAAAAAAGACAUACAAACCAUUUGAAACCGCUACAAUCGACAUUAAUCAAACCUCUUUCGAGCUGACAGGUCUUAGUAGUUUCUCUGACUAUGAAGUCUACGUCACAGCACAUACAGUCGAAGAGUCGGAACCCAGCAGAUCAGUUUUUAUACAAACAUUAAUCGGAAUUCCAUCCAGCCCCCGAAAUAUCAGUAUUUCGGACUACGAGCCCGUUAUCCAUUGGGAACAGCCCGAUGUGCCAUCUGGUCAACAUGUAUUCUAUGUUGUGGCGUUGAUACAUCGCUAUACUGAAAAUGAGUCUGUUUAUGAACGUGUUUCGGUCGUAAGGGGACGCAGUUGCCGGUUCCAAGUGCCAGAGUGCACGUCAUCUAAAAUGUCUUACGCCCUGGAAGUGCGAGCCGUCAAUGUCGGCAAACAAAACGAAAUUGAUAGGGAAAUAAAAUCAAUGAACAAAGACGUAAUAUUAGCUGGGGCCAAAAUUGAUCCAAGCUUUUGUAAGCCAGACAGUGAAAAGGAGAAUUACAAUUAUGAGUUGCUGGUCGAGGGAGACACAAGGUCAUACUUUGCGUCUCCCUGGAUAGAUGCUCGGCACUCGUAUUACUGCUCGCCCGACACAAAGGCUUCGCUAUAUGCAGUAGCCUUUGUUAUUUUAAUUGCUUUUGCAACUUACCUUUGUUAUUGGGUACGCAACAAAUACUACAAAAUGAAAAAUAUUAAGGUUAUUUUACCAGAGGGUCUAGUGGAUCAAGAGUCCAAUUACAAAUUGGCCGGAAGUACCCUUCCCAAAAACUGCGCUCUGGAUCCAGGUGCAAAGAAAGAAUUUCACUCGGAUAUUUCGCGUAGUAAUGAUUGUCUCGUUGCAUUCGAGCACAAGGACAACCUCAACUUAAUUUCAAAUUUCCAUAAUCGGUCACCAAAUCCCUUGUCAUCGCUCUCAUCGUCGAGCAGUUCAAAGGAUCAUCACAACGAUGACAACAUGGGCGAGCAUCCAUCCCUUGAAACCACAAACGAAGAACUAAGCUCUAAUUCAAGUGCUAGUUCGCAUUCCAAUUUGAACUAUCAUAGUCAUCAUCAAAUACCAAAACUGUCAGAGAUUGAUAGCAAAAAUACAACAUUGGACGUUGCCUCAGUGGAACAACUGCAAGAUGAAAUGAAUAGCGACGAGAUCGAAUAUAAUGACGAAGACAUUGAGCCCACCUUAAACAAUAGUGGUUAUGUAACGCACAACACCCAGCUGUUGGCUUCUCUUCUGAAUACAGCGGAAAGACCAGUUCCACCAUCAUUUCACACACCAUUUCCAGCCAUGACCACCGACGGUUACAUUCAGCCGAGUGCUGCAAAACAAUUGUUUCAACCUCAAAUACAUCAUCCACCUCCACCAACAUCACAAAAUGGUUACACAUGCAUAGAAGCACUUAGCAAGAUGACCACUAUGCCUGACAAUGGAACGGUACAAAAUGUGACGUCGCCCACCAACACUGCAUUGCCGCAUUCGCAGAAUUUUCCAACAAACAGUGGGCCAGCACAAACAUCACCAGUCAUCACAGAUCUGGAGGACAUAGACCUUCGUAGCAAAGACAUACGCUCGCCAAAUGCAGCAACUGCAGGAACAGCGGUUCUCCAACAACCAAAUAAUAACAACAAUACCAUUUACGGUUAUGUAACACAACAACAAUUGGCGAACUUUGGCACCAACGUUGCACUGGCGAAGGAAUUAAAUACUUAAUUUCAUUGGACACAAUGUCCUACUACGGUCCAAGUCAUAGGUCAUGCUCCUCGCUAGGAUAGGAGCAAGUAAUGAAUGUGCGUUUUUGCAUAGGCAACAACUUAUCUAACUUCUCGAAUUUGAAAUUCAUUGUGCUAGUUACCUGUCGAUUCAAGACAAUUUGUUGUUAUUAUUAAAUUGACUGUUUAAACAAUUGUUGUUUCAUCCUAUUAUCCUUAGAUAUAAUAUUUAAACAAAAAUUCAUAUUGACUUUUUUAGGUGUUAUCCCAGAAUAAGAAAAGUCCUUCGACGCAUGAUACAAUCAGUUACAAGGAAUGCCUAGUAAUCACCUGCUGAAUACAAGGUGUACUUCUGUUGGAACACAUACGUAGUUUUUGUAUGUGAAUGUAUUGUUUCGAAUAAUAUGGGAAUUUAAUUUUAAUGUUUAUACCCUACAACACUAUGUGUUGGGGGUAUUAUAAGUUUGAUUGGGCCAGAAUUUAUGUAACACCUCGAAAUAUUGGUUUCCCAUAUAGGAAAGUAUAUAUGGAUCUUCCUAGCUCGCCGAGCUGAGUCGAUCUAGCUAUGUAUGUCCGUCCGUCCGUCUGUCCGUCUGUCCAUGUUAAUUUGUAAUCACUCUACAGGUCGCAAUUAUGGUCCGAUCUUCACGAAAUUUAGAAUGGAGGUGGGGUUAGGGUCAGAAUAGAAGCCUAUUUCUUUUGGAGAUGAUCGCUAAAUGUUUAGGGGUUGAAAUGGACCAAAUACUGAAAAAAUAUCGGAUUUUGCAAUAGCUAUACAGGUCGCAAUUAUAGACCAAUCGACGCUAGAAUUUAGGGCGGGUAAGAAGCCUACCAAUUUCGGUGGUCAUCGGAUAAUAUUUAGCGGGUAAAAUAGACCAUAUCUUUUGUGUUGAAAAAAUUCAACAUUUUUCAUUAAACCGGGAAUAUUUUAAAUCCCGGCGAAAUCACGAAGCCAUGACAAGGUUACUUCUGACCUUUACAUUGAUGUUAACAUCCAUCAAAUCGGAUAUAUUGCAAAAUAUGUGCGAUAUAUAUGUCUAUCAAAGAAGAUAUGCUUGAAAGAUCUCUUAUAUGUCGAGAACGGCUGAACUGAUUUCGACAGUUCUCAUUAAUUCAGAAUGGCCUCUUGGCAGGAAACAUAAAACGUCUAAAAAAUCGCAUAAAAAUAUCUUUCUAAAGAUGAAAAUAUUGAUUUUGUAAAAUUUUCUCAUAUUUUUUCAAUUUUGUCAUAUUUUUGGCAUAUUUUCAUUUUGAAUUAAACAUUUGGUAAUAUUUCUACAGCUAACAAAACUAAGUAGUUAGGAUAUCAGGAUAUCAUAUACAGAUCGCAUUUAUGACCAGAUCCUUACGAAAUUUUGCGUGGGUAUAAGAUGAAGGUCAGAAUUGAAGCCUAUUCUUUUUUGGAGAUGAUCGCAAUAUAUCUAGGGGUUGAAAUGGACCAAAAAACUGCAAAAUUGUCAGCAGGUAGUAAUUAUCUCCCGAUCCUCACGCAAAUUUGAAUUGGGGUUACCGGACAUUGCAAAAGCCAAGCAGUUUUGGAUGGCCAUCCAAAAAUAUUCAAUGUGCGAAAUAGUUUGCCAACUUUUGUAGACAAAAUACGAAAAUGUCCAUUCCAGUGUCUUUGUAGAAUUCACAAAUACAGGAAAGAAGCACUUCUGACUAUUUCGUUAACGCUGAUUUCGUGGAAGAAUAUAGUCAAAUGUCUGUAUCUCAUAUAGAUGCGUUUCAGUCAAAAACCAAUAAUAAAUAUUAAUCUUUUGCCACUUCUGAGAGAUUAUAGGUCUUUGGGAAAUAUUGGUUCCAGAUCUAAGAAGACCAUUUACGUACAACAUCUACCAAUAAAUUGGAAAUGAGGAAAUUCGUUUAAGUUGCAAUUAAUCGAAAAUUAGAGGACGAAACCUGAUGGUUUCUUUUUUAUUUGUCACAAUAUUUUGUGGAAUUCUUUCGAGUAUCUCGCCUAUAUAAACUGUAUGGUUUAUUAUAGUGUUGUAGGGUAUUCAACGGUCGGCCCCGCUCGACUGUAGCCUUUGCUUACUUGUUUUAAGAUCUAUUCAGUUUAAAAUUCGUUUUUUUUUUUGGAAAUACUUGUUUUAGUUUUGAAAUAUAACAAUAUUACGAACCCGUUAUUGUGAAAAUCCCCUGAUGUUCCCUUCGUUUUCGUGAUUUUGCCCUAAAUUAAAAAAGUGUCAUAUAAACAAAAUAAAUUGUUACUUUUGUUGUGAGGAUUGUUGGGAUUAGCAUGACUCUGUUUUCAACCUGUCCUAUUUUGUAUAUGCUUGUAUCAUGCUUCGAUCCAUUUGUGGCCAACAUAUACAUAUAUUUUUUGAUUAAUAAGUAAAUAUUGUGUACAUAACAUAGAAAUAUAUCGUAUUAAGGAUAGGGCACUAUAUUUUAUAUGAUGUAUUUAUUUUUCAUUGAUUCUCACAAAUAAAUUUUCGGAGCACACAUACACCCACACACACACACCUUAAGCAGUCAAUAUCUAGUUCGAUACUCAUCACAACUUUGCCAUUAAUGUUAAUUGUUAAAAUAUUUUACGACACAAUAUAAUUGUGCUCAAUAUACAAAAAUUAUACAAAAUACAUAUAUCUAUAUAUACAACCAUGAAAAUAUGCACAUAGGAUUUAUUUAUAGUUAGAUUUACACACACACGUACAAUAUUUUAAGACAAUUCUUUUAAAAACUCGAUAUACAUGGGUUAGCAGUGACAUAGACCAUUGGCCAAGGUGGACCUGGGGCAAGAGCAAGUGUGCCGUUUAGAGUCUGCCAGGGGACCAUAAAGCCAAGCCCUUGAUAGGGUAAAUAUCGCUGCAUAACUUCAGCCUCACGAAAAUAUAGGCAAAUUGAAUGCCGCUCGUAAUAAUGAUUUCUAAAUUCAAAAAGUUCACAUCUUCGAAACUAUUGGCGUAUAUCUCGUCGGUGCAGGUGAUUUAUCAUGACAUAUUUUGUGCAUUUUCACCUAUUCCGGAUGCUUUGACAUGGCAUUUUCGUUUCUGCGACAUAUUUGAAAUAAAUAAGAAAAAGAGGAUCUUUAAAGUCACUAUAUUAGUACUGAUGACAGACAAAUGCCUCGGUAUCAAAGAAAUUACAAAAAAAAAAAAAUGGCCAAAUUAGUUGUUUUUUUACAAUUGAUUGAAAUAUAAACCAAUUUAAUUCAAUGCGUUAAACUAACAACGUAAAUAAGGAAAUGUGAAGGAGUCGAGAUGUUUUCGAUGAGAAGUUCAGUUGUUUCAAUAAAUAUGAGAAAUUAUGACAUCACAUGGAACCACUUUCAUUAAAUUUAGCAGGGUCUUUUAUAAGUGUUGAUCAAUGUCUUUUUUGUGCCACUCAACUUAAAAUAAUAAAGAUAUAAAUAUUUUUUUUUAGUUACUGUGAAAGCUAUUAAACAAAGUAUUUAUAUACAUAUAGAAGAGCAUGGGGAACAGUUGCCAAAUAUCUUUUGUUUUAAAAAAAUAUUGUUGCAGUUUUUAGCAUUUAAAAAAUUGUUCACCCUGCAAAUGUGUAAGAUGGAACACAAUUCAGUUUUUAAAACUACACUACUUUUACUGAUGCUCACAAGGGUGGGCACUGUGAAGUCAAAUUACAAGGGCUGGUAUGCCGUAAUAUAUUGAUCAACCAAAAUUUUUAAAGUGCGUUAAGGAUUGGCUGGAAUAUUGAUUCUGAAAAUGUUCUUUUAUGUUUCUCUACCUAU
This is a messenger RNA of Musca domestica (house fly), 8154 nucleotides long. Its product is annotated as cytokine receptor-like. Bases 733 to 4464 code for a protein of 1243 amino acids. The record is from RefSeq and is a predicted model, not a curated record. The transcript has 14 exons. Lineage: Eukaryota; Metazoa; Arthropoda; Insecta; Diptera; Muscidae. Gene Ontology annotation, molecular function: protein binding.